Merops nubicus (carmine bee-eater) is the source of this 4219-nucleotide messenger RNA. It is a transcript of the gene CECR2, whose product is annotated as cat eye syndrome chromosome region, candidate 2. The annotation marks the transcript as partial. The record is from RefSeq and is a predicted model, not a curated record. Gene Ontology annotation, cellular component: CERF complex. Gene Ontology annotation, molecular function: protein binding. The transcript is spliced from 16 exons. NCBI's taxonomy places the organism in Eukaryota, Metazoa, Chordata, Aves, Coraciiformes, Meropidae. Gene Ontology annotation, biological process: chromatin remodeling.
GGGAUGCGAGGGGCAGACAAACACCCCAAAUGUUCCUGGGAAAACGGGUAAAAGACGAGGGCGACCUCCAAAGCGGAAAAAACUACUGGAAGAAAAUUUGCUGAGGGAGAAGGCAGAAGAGAACUUGCUAAUCCGAGAGACUCAGAUAAGAAAUGGGUCCCGAGGGCCUGGCCGUGGGACAUGGUGGCUGCUGUGUCAGACGGAAGAGGAGUGGAGGCAGGUCACAGAGAGCUUCAGAGAGAGGACUUCCCUCAGAGAGCGGCAGCUCUACAAACUCUUGAGUGAAGACUUCCUGCCAGAGAUCUGCAACAUGAUUGCACAAAAGGAGAAGCGUCUGCAGCGGACAGAGUUUUCUCCCAGGUGGAUGUCUGACCAUCAGCCCAUCAAACCAAUCAAGCAGGAGGUAAACCCCAACAUGCUGAGUUCAAUGGAGAAGCAGAGGCGCAGAGAGGAGGAAGAGGAGCGUCAAAUCCUUAUAGCAGUGCAGAAGAGGGAGCAGGAACAGCUACUAAAGGAGGAGAGGAAGAGAGAGAUGGAGGAGAAGGUCAAAGCAGUGGAAGAACGGGCUAGGAGGAGGAAGCUUCGUGAAGAGCGGGCCUGGCUGCUGGCACAGGGGAAGGAGCUCCCUCCUGAGCUCUCCCACUUGGAUCCCAGUUCCCCUUCCAGGGAAGAGCGAAGGACCAAGGAUCUCUUUGAACUGGACGAUGAGUUCACAGCCAUGUACAAAGUUCUAGAUGUGGUAAAGGCUCAUAAGGACUCUUGGCCCUUCUUGGAGCCCGUUGAUGAAUCGUACGCUCCCAACUACUACCAGAUCAUUAAGGCUCCCAUGGACAUCUCUAGCAUGGAGAAGAAAUUGAAUGGAGGUCAGUACUGCACCAAGGAAGAAUUUGUGGGUGAUAUGAAGACCAUGUUCAGGAACUGUCUUAAGUACAAUGGUGAAGGCAGCGAAUAUACCAAGAUGGCUUACAACUUAGAGAGGUGUUUCCACCGAGCAAUGAUGAAGCACUUCCCUGGGGAAGAUGGAGACACAGAUGAAGAGUUUUGGAUCAGAGAAGACGGGAGACGAGAGAAGAGGAGCCGGCGGAGUGGCCGCUCCAGCACAGGCAGUGUUUGGACUCGGUCGCGAGACCCGGAUGGAGGCAAGAGGCAGCAGCGCCUGGAAAAUGGAGGAAAACCUCCACCGUUUCGAGCUACUUCCAGGGCUCCUGCUUCUUCCUCCUCGUCUUCUUCCUCCUCCUUCUCCUCAUCCUCUGUAGAGGAUCCAAGUGGCAAUCCAAUGCAGCCUCCUCGAGAAGUGGGCCCUUCCAACGGGCGAGGUUUCCCUCGCUCUCUGCAGUACAGCAGCAUGCCCAGCCCUGGGCCACAUCCCGGCCAGAUGAGACCUGCUGUGCCGGGAACAUUUGGUCCUCUGCGUGGAUCAGAUCCCACGAAACUGUACGGCUCGCCACGAGUGCCUGAGCCCCAUCCCGGAGACCCAGUCCAGCAGCACCAGCACUUUGCCAUGCAGCCGGCCAUGGGACUGAGCGAGCACCGCGGGCACAGGCUGGCCACCCCAGAGAAGCAGGCGUGUGCAGGACCAACACACGUCACCGGCCUCGGCCCCCGGCCAGGUGCCCUGCAGCUGGGGCGUGUGAGUGGCCCCCCACCCGAUGCCAUCUAUCCGCCAGCCCAAUUCCAGCAGGGCUUCCUUCCCCCGAGGCACAACGGGCCUCCUGUGAGGCCACCAGAGGGCUCGGAAGUGCCCCCAGGACACAUGUACCGGCCCUACAAGUACCUGAACCGUGCUCACCCAGCCCUGUGGAAUGGCAGCCACGGUCCUGCCAGCCAGGGUGCCGUGGGGCUAGAGGAGAAGGUGCCCAUAGGGCCAGGGCCCUCGCUCCAGCCCCGUGCCCUGGGUCAUAUGAUGGACCCCCGGGCCAUGAGGCCACCACUGCCUCCUAGCCAGUGGACCGAGCAAUCAAAUUUCCUACCUCACGGGGUGCCUCCCUCAGGAUACAUCAGACCGUCCGGGAAAGCCACCAGCCAGAGGAUGCCGCAGUCACCGGCCACUCUAUUUGGGGGACCACCUCAGGUUCAAAGAGGGUGCCAGGGCGGGGACUCCAUGAUGGACAGCCCCGAAAUGAUCGCCAUGCAGCAGUUGUCCUCCCGUGUGUGCCCGCCGGGUGUGCCUUAUCACCCUCGCCAGCCGCCUCCCCCGCACCUCCCCGGACCCUUUCCCCAACUGGCUCACGCCGCCUCUGCCCCUGGCAUGCAGCCCCCAAAACCCGUCGUGGGGAAUGGCAGCUCACAGGACCCCACCGGUCAGACCCUGGACACGGAGAGCAACCAAGUGGAGCCACCAGCAGGCGUGGACGAGAAGGCUCAAUGCAUAGUCAUUCCUGACGGGGCCUAUGCCAAAAUCCUACCUCACACCAAGCCCCCGCUGCCCAUGGAAUGCACCAGGCGCGCCUUGCCCCCAGAUGGAGAGGAAGACGGCUCUGGUGGGAAGGGCGACCUGAAGGCAGGGCAGGGCAAGGGCACGUGGCCAGCAGAGAGCAGCUAUGCUGGUGGCCUGGGCUGCAUGAGGGAACUGGUGCCUGCCUCCGAGAGAGGGAUUCCCGUGCCUGAGAAUGGAGCGGCGGGCGAGGGGCCGGCGGCUCUGCCCGAAGCGGCCGUGCCUUGCAUGGGGCAGGGCACCGGCCUCCCCAGUGUGGACACUGGCUCCAUGGGGGCCGCCCCCAAUCAGUUCCACCCUCUCUACAUGCCCGGUCUGGAAUACCCGAAUUCGGCUGGGCGGUACCACAUCAACCCGGGCCUGCAGGGGUUCGGCCCUGUGAUGGGGGGGAAACCUCCUCCUCCUGCCUCCCACCCCCAGCAUUUUCCCCCACGGGGUUUCCAACCAAGCAGCGCCCACCCCGGUGUCUUCUCUCGGUACCGGCCACCCCAGGGCAUGCCCUACCCCUAUCAGCCGCAGCCUCAGCCUUCCUACCACCACUACCAGCGACCGCCCUACUACGCCUGUCCACAGGGCUACUCGGACUGGCAGAGGCCUCUCCACCCCCAGGCCAGCCCCAGCAGUCACCCUGCUGCCCACGCGGCCCUGGCCAGACCCCCUUUCCCAGAGCGGGGCUCGGCCAGCGGCCUGCAGGGCUGUGAGGCUCUGAGCGCCGCCCUGGCCUCUCCCAGCCGCGUGGACACAGCCAGUGCCAAAGAGGUUUCUCCGAGCGACGGGCAGGAUCUGGGGCCUGAAGACGAGAAGUCCGAGGAGUCCCAGGAAAGACCAGAGAGUCCCAAAGAGUUUCUUGAUUUGGACAACCACAACGCAGCCACAAAGAGGCAAAGCUCCGUGGCAGCAGGGGAAUUCCUCUAUGGAGCCCCGCCACCGCACCUGGCUUCGGGGAUGGGAUUCGGCCCGUCGGCUUUCCCCUCCCAUGGGGUGAUGCUACAGACUGGCUCUCCUUAUGCAUCCCGUCAUCCUGCCAGUCACUUCCAGCCCAGGACGUACGGAUCGCCCAUGAAUGCUCACCUGUCUCAUCAUCCAGCCCCUGGCCAGCCCAACGGUCUCUCUCAGGAGGGACCCCUGUACCGCUGCCGAGAUGAGAACAUAGGUCACUUUCAGGCCUUGCUGAUGGAGCAGAGAGGCAGUGGAGGUGGCAUGGGGGGGCCACCCCAGGACUUGUAUAGACCCUCGGGAAUGCAAAUGCAUCAGGCUCAAGUUCCCUUCCCGAAGAUGCCUACAGCAACCAUGUCCCGGGAAGACCUGACGUCACAAAAACCACCAGCGUUGCCUCUGGAUCAAAGCUAGUCCAAGGAAGAAAGGAUCUCACAAAGAUGAAAGCCACACAUGAUUUGGACAAGGGGGAGGAGGGGCAGAGCUUUCUCCCAUCCUCCCCUCGCCCAAGCAGCAUGUAGCUUCCUGGGCCUGUGGAAAAUCAUGCCGCCAUGGCUUUUGUGUUGGAAACCUGGAGUGGUGCUGAGCCUCAGCCAGCUGAGCAGCUGGCUCGCCACCACAGGGCGAGCAUCGCAAAUUAGUGGCUUUCCAUGACUGGAGACUGCGUCUCGUUCAGGGUUUGAGGGAUUUUUUGGGGUGGGGAGGGUGGGGGCGGGGGCAGAAACUUUCAUUGACUGCUAAACUCAGGUAUAUUUUUCAGGGUGGAAGAGGACGAUGAUGGAAUUUUACUUGUAGUAUUAAUGUGUGUGUUUUGGAGCUGGAUCCAGUUUACAGAAUUUAACCUGUUGC